AUGUUCUCUAGAUCAUUCUCACCGUUCAUACGAAGAAAUUUGAGCUUUCAAACCGCUCCAAAAGGUACCAGAUCCAUCUCAGCAUCUUCUAUAGUGAAGAAGUUUGAUAAAUCAAUGCUAUAUCCAACUAUGCUCGUUGUGCUCUUAGGUUCUCAAAUUAUGAAUGUUAUGAACAUUCAAACUUCAUGUGAAGAUAUGGAAAGACGUUAUGAUUUGAAAAUAUCCAAGAUUGAUGAAUUAAUUGAAAGAAUUUCUAAAGGUGAAAAAAUUGAUGUUCAAAAGGAAAUGGAAUUAGUUAAUAAAAGUUUUGAACGUAAGGCAAAUAAAAUUAAUUUAAGAUCAACUUCUGAUAAAAUUGGUAGACAAUUUGGUAAAACAAAUACAAAUACAAAAGAUUUAGAAUUUGAUGAUGAUUUGAAAAUUGAUGAUGAAUUAACUGAUGAACAAUUGAAUAAAUUAUUUAGUUUUGAUUCAGAUCCAACAAAAAUUCAUGAAAAAGUAACACAUAGUAAUAGUAAUAACAAUUCAAAAGAUUCCAUAAAGACUUUAACUGAUGAAGAAUUAAAACAACAAAUUCAAAAUGAAAAAGAUUUAUUAAAUUAUAAAUUAAGUCCUGAUAGACAUGUCUUGGUGGAAAAUCCAGGUGAUUAUGUUGAAGCUGCAAAAGAUACAAAAGUAUCUGGUUUCCUAUAG
Messenger RNA from Hansenula ciferrii, 693 nucleotides. RefSeq names its product Ina22p (gene INA22). Bases 1 to 693 code for a protein of 230 amino acids. Lineage: Eukaryota; Fungi; Ascomycota; Saccharomycetes; Phaffomycetales; Wickerhamomycetaceae. The record is from RefSeq and is a predicted model, not a curated record. The transcript has a single exon.